GUUAGUCGACCAUUCGUCUGCCUACAAUGCAAUCAAGAUGGCGGCUUGCAGAGUAUUUGUUUCUCUAUCGUGCUACGGAAUGUAAACGGUGAAUUUCUGUGUUCUUGCAAAGAAAACGACAUAUAAGACAUCGAACAUUAACCAGGAAAGCAGGUGGGGCAUAUCUGCGCAGGGAAACAGGACUUCCUUCGCUCAAAGCGACCUUGAAAGUGACCAGCUACUCUCACAAUGUGAUUGCGCUGGAAAACGCCCCCCUGCCCAAGUUUGAGUGAAAAAGUUGAGUGUAUUCGGAUUGCAGUUGGUAGCUGAGCCUUCUCCAUCCGAGGAAACCAGGCGACAAAAACAAAGAAAUGGCGUCACUCUUUGAUCAGUAUGAAGAGGUCACAUCACAGUCCGCAGGCUACCUGAGCAGCGGCCGCAGCGCAUUCCCCGAGUUGAACUUGCAAACGGGAUACAUCAAUGCGUGCCUGGAAGAUGAGGCGCCCAUGUUCAAGAAGACCAGGAUUACAUUCACGCCGUCCCAGCCGCUCACCCAUCUCGUGGCCAGCAAUCAGAUGCUGGUCUUGGCGAUGGCCCACAAGGUUCUGCUUCGCAUAGACCUCAGGGACCCCAACCACCCCGACGAGAUCGACCUCAACCGCUCGCUGGGUGACAAGGGCCACUCGGCGAGGAUCUACCAGAUGUUCCUGGAUCCGCUGGGAAAGCACCUCUUUGUCAGCGUGGUUCAGGCCGAGUCGGACGCCUCGUUCGACAACUACUACCUACGUCAGAACGCAGCCAAGGCCUUGUCCAUUCAGAAGCUCAAGGGCCAUGUCGUCAGCGCGGUUGGGUGGAACUACAACAACGCUCCGGAAAACACGUCCACCGGAUACAUCCUCGUCGGCACCACUAAAGGUCUUAUUUUCGAGGUGGAGCUGGCGUCGGCGGACGACCGUUUCUUUCUCCAAGCUACGCCGGAGAAGUACUGCAAGUUGGUGUACCAGCUAAGCCAGGACACGAGCAUCGGGCCAAUCAUGGGCCUAGAGUUCCGUCACUUCAACUCCGGAGGGGCGGAGCCAAAGUGCUUUGUCGUCGUCAGCACUCCACGGCGGAUCUACCAGUUCGUUGGCCUGCUAGGGGCCCCCGGGGAACAGCCAAUGCUUCUGAAGGUCUUCAACACCAAUGACGACGUCUUGGAACGAUGCAAGGAGAUUCCAAGCCGGCUGAGGUACAGCGUCCUCCAGCUCUGGAGUCCGAGUCCUCAGGACUGCCCAACCAAGUUUGCCUUCAUGCUGGAGCCUGGGGUCUACUUUGGUGACAUUCUGGUUCCAAGUUUAGAGAAGGAUUCCAAGAGGGACUCCAAGACAGUCAUCUUCAACCCCAAGCUGCUGGAAUAUGCGAGAGGUUCCGCAAAGCCAGCUUCGUCGGAGAAGCCGCUUUCCAUGGUGCUUACGGAGUUUCAUACCAUGGUGCUCUUCCACGAUAGGUUAAAGGUUUACUGCCUGCUGAAUCAGGAGCUGGUCUUCGAGGACGUUUUUCCCGAGGCAUACGGACGGACAAUUGGCGUCGCCAGAGAUCCGGUCUCGGGAAUGGUGUGGGCGUUCUCGGAACUGGUCGUGUAUCGGUACAAAAUCGAGAGCGAAGACAGGCACGUGUGGGAGGUGUACCUAAAGGACCGCAACUAUGAACUCGCCAAGAUGUACUGUAAGGGUGACCCACAAAAACUGGACCAGGUUUUUACCAAGCAUGCUGAAGACCUCUUUGAAAAACAAGAGUACCUCGAAAGUGCUCGGAUCUAUGCCAAGACCUGCGCCUCCUUCGAGGAGGUCUCCCUCAAGUUUCUUCAACACGCGGAAGAAGACAACGAGGAGGCGCUGCGGUGCUUCUUGUCCAAGAAACUCGAAGGCCUAAAGGCGUCUGACAAGACGCAGACGACCAUGAUCACCCUCUGGCUCGUGGAGCUGUUCCUCAACCGCCUCGGCAUGCUGAGGACCGCCGGGCGGCAGAACGAAGCCACCUACAGGAACCUGGCCGCAGAGUUCAAGAAACUCCUUCAGGAGGAUAAGGUCAAGGACUGUGUCAGCAACAACAGGAGUGCGGUCUACAAGCUGAUCUCCAAGCAUGGGGAGGAGAACAUCCUCAUCGACUUUGCCAACAUCAUGAAAGACUUUGAGAGGGUCAUCCAAUACCACCUCCAGAACAAGAACUUUGUGCCUGCACUGGAAGUUCUGAUGAGACAGAACGACGUCGAGCUGGUGUACCAGUUCUCGCCGACGCUGAUGCAGUGCAUCCCGAAGAAAACCGUCGACAUGUGGAUGACGUGGAACGCGAGAGAGCGGCGGCUGGACCCUGCGAGGUUGAUACCGGCGUUGGUGCAAAACGACAACACGCGGGACAAGACGCAGGGCUACGAAGCCAUCCGCUACCUCGAGUUCUGCGUGAACAAGCUGGGCAAUCACGACGAGGCAAUCCACAACUACCUCCUCGCCCUCUAUGCCAGGCUGGAGCCCGAGAAGCUGAUGAAGUACCUUCUCAUCGAGGGACACGACCAGGUGACUGUGCCAUACGACCUCAAGUAUGCCCUCCGCGUUUGCUCGGAGCUAGGCUUAACGGAGGCCUGCGUCCACAUCUACUCCACCAUGGAGCUGUAUGAAGAGGCCGUCGACUUGGCCCUCAAGGUUGACAUUGAGCUUGCCAAGACAAAUGCAAACAUGCCGGGGAACAACGAGGAACUCAAGAAAAAGCUUUGGCUCAAAAUUGCCGAGCACGUGGUCAAGGAGGAAAAAGACAUCAAGAGGGCCAUGGAAUUUCUGCAAGAGUGUGACCUCAUCAAGAUUGAAGACAUCCUGCCUUUCUUCGACGAAUUUGUCACCAUCGAUCACUUCAAGGACGCCAUCUGCUCGUCGCUGCAAGAGUACAACAUGCACAUUGAGGAGCUCAAGGUGGAGAUGGAGGACGCUACGCAGAGCGCCAAGGAAAUACGCUCAGAGAUCCAGGCCUUCCGCAACAAGUUUUCGGUAGUCAGAGCCGACCAGAAGUGUGCAGUCUGCGAGUAUGCCGUGAUGAACCAGGCCUUCUACAUGUUUCCCUGUGGGCACAUGUUCCAUGCUGACUGCCUCUCCAGUGAAGUCCAGCAGCACUUGACGCCCACGAAGGUGAGCCGCAUCGACGACAUCCACCGGCAGUUGGCCUCCCUCGGCGGCCACGACGACAACGUGUCGCUGUCGUCCACAUCGGGGAUACCCACGCUCAGCACCCGCGACAAGCUCAUGAAUGAGCUGGAUGAUCUGAUAGCUUCAGAAUGCCUUUUCUGUGGAGAGCUCGCAAUAAGGUCUGUGGACGAGCCUUUUGUAGACCCCGAAAGGUAUGAAGAGGUCAUGAGGGACUGGCGAUAGCUCGAAGCAGUCAACCUGCCGAAGUGUAAAUAAAGUUGAGAGGGCCUAUCUUGAUUGAGUACCAACAUUCCCUUUGAAAUAAAACCAGUAUCUCUAAA
Molecule: messenger RNA, 3472 nt
Organism: Ixodes scapularis (black-legged tick)
Lineage: Eukaryota; Metazoa; Arthropoda; Arachnida; Ixodida; Ixodidae
Gene: dor
Product: vacuolar protein sorting-associated protein 18 homolog
Exons: 29
Coding region: 351-3374 (1007 amino acids)
Biological process (GO): endosome to lysosome transport; endosome organization; lysosome organization
Cellular component (GO): endosome; HOPS complex
Molecular function (GO): protein-macromolecule adaptor activity
Source: RefSeq, a predicted model, not a curated record